ACUUAAACCGGCACUCAACAAUGAAGCCAAUCCCUCUCUUUCUUCUAUUUUCAACACUCCUCCUCCCAUCCGCCGCAGCAUCGAAGCCGUCCGCUCCGCCAAAAGAUCUGAUCCGUUCCUCAUGCAUCAACGACUGCUACCCAUCUCUGUGCCUCCGCACACUUUCGUCCUACUCGGGUCCCAUCAACACCCCACGCGACUUAGCCCAAGCUGCCGUCAAAGUCAGCCUGGCUCGCGCCCGCAAGGCGUCGAGUUACUUGACGAACAAUGUGACGGUGGCUUUAUGGAGAAGCGGAAGGGAACGAGCCGCGUUGACUGACUGCGUGGAGCAGAUGGCGGAGUCGGUGGACGAGUUGAGCAGGACGUUGAGUGAGUUGAAGCACCUGAGAGGCGAAACGUUCGAGUUCCAGAUGAGCAAUGCGCGGACGUGGGUUAGCGCGGCUCUGACGUACGAGGACACGUGUCUCGACGGAUUCGAAGGGGUUGAGAAGAAGGUAAAGAGUGAUGUGAAGAAGAAGAUUACGAAUGUGGCCAAGGUUACCAGUAAUGCUUUGUAUAUGAUUCGUAAGCUUGAUGAAAGUGGUGGAGUGAAUCGGUAAAAUUUUGAUUUUAAUCU
This is a messenger RNA of Hibiscus syriacus, 616 nucleotides long. RefSeq names its product pectinesterase inhibitor 3-like. The record is from RefSeq and is a predicted model, not a curated record. The transcript has a single exon. Bases 21 to 599 code for a protein of 192 amino acids. Lineage: Eukaryota; Viridiplantae; Streptophyta; Magnoliopsida; Malvales; Malvaceae. Gene Ontology annotation, molecular function: enzyme inhibitor activity. Gene Ontology annotation, biological process: negative regulation of catalytic activity.